Tetrahymena thermophila SB210 is the source of this 720-nucleotide messenger RNA. RefSeq lists its product as hypothetical. NCBI's taxonomy places the organism in Eukaryota, Ciliophora, Oligohymenophorea, Hymenostomatida, Tetrahymenidae. The transcript is spliced from 2 exons. The record is from RefSeq and is a predicted model, not a curated record.
AUGAAAAACAUAAAUUAUAAUUUCAAAAAAUAAAAAGAAAAUACUUUUUAACAAAAAAACUCAAAAUUGAGCUUCGUCUUCUGUUAAGAAGUAGGCAUUAGAUUUAUCUCCAUAAAAAGCAUAAAAUUGAAUGGUUUUUCCAAAUGUUAAGUCAUACAAUUCCAUGAAGGAUGUGACUUCAAUGUUAUGCUUUUCAAUAUAUUUCUUUAAAUUAGGAUAUACUUUUUUGACUCCAAACAUGAAACUCAUAACGCUUCUGUAAGGAAAAUUUGCAUAAAUAACGUCGACGCUAGGAAGAGUAGUUUAGCUGUACUCAGGAUAUUCUGCUAAAAAUGCUUCAAUCUUUUUAACUUCUCCAGGGUUUACCAAAAUACCAAAUGUUAUUCUGCAAUUAUCUUAAUCUUCAACAAUUUCAAUAGGAUCAUAGUAUAAACCAGCUGGCACUGCAAAUUUGAAAUGUUUAUUCAUAGCUUCACAAACUUUAUUCCAGAUUUCACUACUUUUGAUAUAGUUUAUUCUUUGAUUGAAAUAAAGGUAUUGGCGAGGACCAAAAUAUUAUUUCUUAUUAUAAACAGUGACAGGACUAAGAACUCCAUAAUAACCUAAAUAAGCUAAUAUUCCUACUAUAAUAAUAAAGACUCCUCCUGCUAUAUAUAAUUCUUCAGGCAUUUCUAAUAAGUAUUUUUUUAUUAAUUUUUAACUUAUUUAUAUUUUUUUUGA